UUGUUGUGUUUGUAGAUGAACAGGUUUGUCACUGUUUCCUCCUCAGAGGGCCCUGAAGCUGAGGGUGGUGCGUUCUUUGCCCUGCGGAGCUGCCACCAGCUGCUGCAAGGCUACAGCGGCGAGUUCUUCUCCCCAGACUACCUCUGCUCCAACCCGCCUCUGUGGUGCAACUGGACCAUUAAGGUGGAUCCUGGGAAGAGGAUCCAUCUGCACCUGGAGGACCUGACCCCUGAUGACACCUGCCACCUCAAACAGGACCAGGUCCACGUGGAUGAGCCCGUCGGACUCAUUCCAGGUCACAAAGUCCUGCAGAAGUGUUGGAAGGAAGCCAAGUUCACGUCAUUCUCAAACACUCUGUAUGUGGUGCUGCUGAUUGGGGGUCGACCCGGCUCACCCUACAGGGGCUUCACCGGACGCUACCAGGCGUUUGGACCACCGGUGGUUUACGACCCGCUGCAGGAGUUCACGCUGAGAAACAGGAAGUUAGAACCGUCUGCCGGAGCCAAUGAAUUUGAAAUGAACCGAGAACAUCUGGAGUUGGAUUCACAGGACUAUUCUCAAAGAGUAAAUCCAGAUCAGAUUUAUGAUUAUGAUCAAUAUGCAGACACGACGCCUGAGCUGCCCUGGGAGGAAAAGGAGCAGACAGACACUGAGCCUUUAUCAUUUACUCAGGUGGAUGAACAUCAGCAGCGGGCCUUGGUGAACUACAGCCACAUACAUCCGAUCACAGCCGGGCCCACAGUGCUGACAUCCACACAGGAGAGCUCAAGAUCAGGACGAGGUGCUGACUCUUCAGACCAGUCUGAACCGGCUGAGUCUUCACAGCACAACCAAAUCAGUCAGCCCACCCGAGCACCAACAACGAUACAGUUGAAUAUCGAGACAGAUUCACAACAGCCAGAAGAAGCUGUGGUGUCUGAGGAGGAGAACAGGAAGGUGGUCAGUCUGGCCUCGGACCAGCCCCCUCCUCCCUCUGAGGGACCAGAACCAGAGGAGCCUGAGCCCACUCACCCUCACCCAAACAUGGUGGAGCAGCUGUCCGACCACAGAGGAAACUACAACAGUAGAAAUCACUCUGAAAUAGCACAUCUUCCUGGUGAUCACCUGUUUGAGGUGGCCGUUGAAGUACAUUUUCAGCAGGACUUGGAGGAGUCUUCGGAGAAGCUGUCCAUGUCCCUCCAGCAACCAAUAAAGGCUCUGGUCAUCAAGAAGCUGGAGGCUCUGCACUCACUGCUGUCUGUCUCUUUUAAAAGAGUAAAAAGGAUAAGUGUUGGGGCGCUGUGCAUCCUCUGGCUGCAGAUCAGACAGAGACCAGGGGAUCUUCAGCUGCGCAGGUCGGUCGACUCUCUGCACCAACUCACUACCACAUCCAUCAACAUCAGAGGGAGAGCAGAGAUGGGAGUCAUCAUGUCCAUGUCGAUUGCAGAUGUAAAUGAGUGUGGGACUCAGCUGGUCAUGUGUGACGUUAAUGCAGACUGUAAGAACCACUUUGGUACAUAUGAAUGCCGCUGCAGGUCCGGCUUUAGGGAUGCAUCCCGCUUUGGAACAGGAGGAUCUGUCUGUGCAGAUGUGAAGGAAGCAGGUUGCAGCUCAGGUCUGUCCUCUGAGACUAAAGUUGUCUACGUGCUCUCCUUCCUGCUCAGCUGCCUCAUCCUGUUGCUGUUGGCGGCGGCCGGCACGCUCUAUCACCGUCACCACCAAGGGGAUUUUCUUGUCCGUUGCCACAGCAACAUCUCUCAUCAUGACCCCAACAACAACAACAACAACCAUCACCGUCAUGAAGGUGACCCUGACCUGACACCUCUGCCUCCUCCCCCGCCUGCCUGGAGCUUCAGGGAGGGUUGGCCUCAACUGAAGGAGUGCCCCCCCCCUGUUGACCUGCCGCUCCUGCGGUUCAGCCCACUGCUGCAGCCGGACGGCUACGCAGAGCCGCAGGAGGGCAAGAAGAUGUGAACAGAUAGUGGCCUAGGAGCUGCGGUUCUUGACAGUAUCUAAACUCGACACAUUAAAACCUUUUUAUUUUGUUUAAUUUCUGUUUGCUCUGAUACUGUUGGCCACUGUUUGUUAUCUUGUUGAAUAAAAAUCACAACAUAACAGCA
Molecule: messenger RNA, 2099 nt
Organism: Labrus mixtus (cuckoo wrasse)
Lineage: Eukaryota; Metazoa; Chordata; Actinopteri; Labriformes; Labridae
Exons: 9
Coding region: 16-1953 (645 amino acids)
Molecular function (GO): calcium ion binding
Source: RefSeq, a predicted model, not a curated record